Messenger RNA from Ipomoea triloba (trilobed morning glory), 498 nucleotides. RefSeq lists its product as uncharacterized. Bases 1 to 498 code for a protein of 165 amino acids. The record is from RefSeq and is a predicted model, not a curated record. Lineage: Eukaryota; Viridiplantae; Streptophyta; Magnoliopsida; Solanales; Convolvulaceae. The transcript is spliced from 3 exons.
AUGUGGAAGUGCACUUGCCAGGGAAACUGUCAAGCGGAGAAGCGUGGUAUUCAUGCCCAUCCUGUUAUGCUCAUUGAUGGCUUUAAUGCGGCUUUAAAUGACUGCAAUUUACUUGAUAUGGGAAUGAGGGGCAAUCAGUUCACGUGGGAACGAGGUCGUGGAACUGAGGCAUGGGUUGAGGAGCGACUCGAUAGAGCUGUGGCCUCGAUUGAAUGGGCUGAAAUAUUUGAAGAGGCAGUGGACGAAGGUUGUCAGGCAGUGAUUGAGACCUCGUGGCAACAGACCAUGGGUUCGGGCUUCCCGCAGCGUAUUGCUCUUUGUGGUGAAUCUCUAUGGCUUUGGGGUGGCGAAAUAUACAACAAAUUUGGCAAGAGAAUUCGGCAGUUACGUGACAAGCUGAAAAUGCUUAAAGAGAGCAGAAGUCCUAAUAUAGUCACUCAAUUUUUGGAUGCCGAAAAUGAACUGGAUGGGCUACUAAGACAGGAAGAAAUAUUCUAG